AUGAACUCCCCAUCCUCGUUCAAGCUGUUGGCAGUAAAAAGUCUGCUGAAAGAUGAAGCCUUGGCUAUUUGUGCUCUGAAGGCCCUGCCCAUGGAACUCUUCCCACCCCUAUUUCAAGGGGCCUUUGAUGGCAAACAAACAAACAUCCUGAGGGCCAUGGUGGCAGCCUGGCCCUUCAGAUGCCUUCCUGUGGGAUCCCUCAAGAAGACUCCUGACCUGGAGAUUCUGAAGGCUCUGCUGGAUGGCCUUGACUUGCUGAUUAAGCAGAAGGAUACACCUAUGAGUUGCAAACUCGAAGUACUUGAUCUUCGAGAUACCCAGCAUAACUUCUGGAAGGUGUGGGCUGGAACAGAGGAUGUUGUCUGCUUUGCAGAUGUUGUUAGUGAGAGUCAACCAGCUGUGCGUAAUCCCAUUCGACGAGGAAAACAGGUUGUGACUGUGAGGAUGGAUCUUUCCCUGAAGUCCAGGGAUCUCUGUAAAUCCCUAAAAUAUUUCCACUGGUGGGCUAAGCAGAGGAAAGGUAUGCUGCAGGUGAUCUGUGAAAAGCUGGAGUUUGGGGCCCGACCUGUCUAUAAGCCCCUCAAACUGCUGGAGGUGUUUGAGCCAAGUUCUAUACAGGAGUUGGAAGUGAAUGCACACUGGGACCUGAGAACCCUUGCGAUGUUUGCCCCUGGCCUGGAACAGGUCAUUGCUAGGGACCCAGAUGAGGGGAAAGCAGAUCUUCGGAGGGGUGCAGUUUUCAAGUACUUGGAGAGUCCCUUAGAGACCCUUGCAAUCACUCGCUGCAAGCUAUCAGAAUCAGACAUGAGGUAUCUGUCACAGUGUCCAAGUGUCUGUCACCUCACAUAUCUGGACCAGAGUGGUGUCACUUUUUUAUAUUUAAGUCAUCCACUCCUAGGAAGACUGUUGGAGAGAUUGACAGCUACACUGCAGACAUUAAAAUUGAAGGAUUGUAUGCUCAUGAACUUCCAAAUCGAUGACCUCCUCCCAGCACUGAGUCAGUGUUCUCAGUUGGUUGAGGUGAAUUUUGUGCACAACUUGCUGUCUGUGUCCAGUCUCAAGAAGCUGCUGCAGCACACUGCUAACCUGAGAAAGCUGACCCUGGAGAUGUACCCUGCCCCUACUGAAGUCUAUAAUGCCAUUGGUGAUGUCAUUCCAGACAGAUUUGUGCAUCAUUGUUCUGAGCUCUUGGAAACUCUCAGAGGUGUAAGAGAGCUGAAAGAAAUCUAUUUUGUGAAUAAGAGAUGUCUACACUGCCGGACAUUCUGUGUCUAUGACCUGGAGGCCUUCCUCUGUUCAUGUUGGGAAUAA
Molecule: messenger RNA, 1311 nt
Organism: Mesocricetus auratus (golden hamster)
Lineage: Eukaryota; Metazoa; Chordata; Mammalia; Rodentia; Cricetidae
Product: PRAME family member 12-like
Exons: 4
Coding region: 1-1311 (436 amino acids)
Biological process (GO): negative regulation of apoptotic process; positive regulation of cell population proliferation; negative regulation of cell differentiation
Cellular component (GO): cytoplasm
Source: RefSeq, a predicted model, not a curated record